AUGCUAUCUGGAGGGUCUCUGAACAUGACUACCUUCCACUUUGCUUUCGCCCUCGUCCUAAUGCCAUGGACAAUUGGCUCCACCACAAUACCAUUACAGAAACACAUGCACUUCACUGCCAAUCCAGUGCAUCCACAGAAUUCGCCGCCACACAGUCCUACCGACAUCAAUGUGCAGAUCGAAGUCACCGGCAUCCCAGCUCGCCUUUGCAACAACAACACAGUAACCCAGCUGCUAGGAGAUUCCUGCCAAAUCAAUCGCAUUACCUUUAAACACUACACAUGUUUUGUUGAGGGCCACACAGCAAACCUUGGGGAUAUUCCAUACAACGCUAUGUUGGGUGUCAAAAAGAGUACACAGCAAGGAAAUCUUCUCACUGUAUGGCCAGUAUGGUAUAAAUUCAUAGAGAUGUUUCCCUUCUGCGACAUCCAGAAAGCCCACAGCUUCCUCUAG
This is a messenger RNA of Miscanthus lutarioriparius, 453 nucleotides long. Lineage: Eukaryota; Viridiplantae; Streptophyta; Magnoliopsida; Poales; Poaceae. The record is from the annotation of a GenBank genome assembly.